UAGAUUUACAUCCUGGAAGAAGACAUCACUUCUGUGAUACCUUGACUUAGUCCACCGAAAAUGAAGCAAGAUUCUACUAGAAACACUGCUUACACCGUGGGUUGUGAAGAUUAUGUGCACGUAGUAGAAUUCAAUCCAUUUGACAGUGGAGAUGCAUGUUCCCUCAUUGCAUAUGGUGGCAAUGAUUAUGUAGUUGUUGGGACAUGCAGAUUUCAGGAGGAGGACGCAGAAGUGGAAUGCGUGCAGUAUAAGACACUAAGAACAUUUCAUCAUGGAAUCAGAGUUGAUGCCAUAGCAUGGAGUCCAGAAACUAGACUUGAUGCUUUACCUCCCCAGAUAAGGUUUUGUACUGCGGCUUCUGAUAGGAAGUUAAGGCUAUUUACUUCAGACCUGCAGGACAAGAAUGAAUUUAAGACAUUUGAUGGCCACACAGAUUACAUUAAUGAUCUGGUGUUUGCUCCUAAAGAAGGUCAAGAAGUUGCAAGUGUAAGUGAUGAUCACACCUGCAGGGUCUGGGAUUUGGAAGGAAAUGAGAAGGCCCAUUUUGUUCUACGUUCUCCUGGAAUGAGUGUUUGUUGGCAUCCUGAAGAGGCUUUUAAGCUGAUGGUAGCAGAGAAGAAUGGAACAAUAAGAUUCUAUGAUCUAAUUACACAGCAGGCCAUUCUCUCCCUAGAGUGUGAACAAUCGCCGCUGAUGUCAGCAGACUGGUGUUUAAAAAAUACUCUUAAAAUUGGAGCAGUUGCUGGAAGUGAAUGGCUAAUCUGGGAUAUUGCUCGCUCCAGUUAUCCACAGGAUAAGAGACCUGUCCAUGUUGAUCGAGCCAGAUUAUUCAGGUGGUCCCGAGUGAAUGAAAAUCUGUUUGCAACCACUGGAUAUCCAGGAAAGACAACUACUCAACUGCUUGUUCAUCAUUUAGGACAUCCCCAGCCCAUUCUUACUGGCACUGCAGCUGUAGGAUCUGGUUUGACGUGGCAUAGAACUCUUCCAUUAUGUGCAGUCGGAGGAGAUCAUAAAAUUUUCUUCUGGGUAACUGAAAUGUAAAAUAAGCAUUUGCCUUCAAUAUAAAACUUUACAGCAUAAUGUCUCUUUCCUAGUAAAAUGAAGGAAUUUACUCUUUGUACCGGCAUUUAUGCACUUGGAGAACAUAAGAAAGGAACAAGUGAAAUAUGAAACAUUUGCAUUUAAUUUUUAGCUUGCAAAUACAAGAGCUUCUGUAAAAUUGGCUAUCAUACAUCUGAUACUUGGUUACUUCCCUUAAAAUAAAAUGUACGCUUUUUUUAACACGGUAUUCGGUGUGAAAUGAAUUUUUAAAAGUGCUUUUUUAAAGAGAUUUUGUAUCCAGCGAUCUCGGUCUGGCGAUCUCCCUUAGUUAACACAGCUCAAAUACUUUGAAAUUGUCCAGAGUACCUACAGAAAGAACACCUGUCUCUCUAUUAACUUUCCCAACCAUCACUGUCUUAAAAGAAAGAAAUGCAAUAAUGCACUGUCAUAAAAUAUUGUCUGUGAAUGUAUUUGCUGAAUAAACUAGUUACUGCUAACAGUGAAGAAGCUAAUGGUAUAAUCAGAAUGAUAAUUUUAAGAAGGAUUAUUUCUUCUUCAGAAGAUGACAGAGGGAUUUACUUCAAGUAUGCCAAACAGCGUGUGGGUUUUUUCUAUUUGCAGCCUUUUACUACCAGCCUUUUACAGAAACAUCAGAGACAUUCUGCUUUCUAGAAGCGUAUUUUUCUCGCACCUCCCAUACAAGACCCAGAA
Egretta garzetta (little egret) is the source of this 1752-nucleotide messenger RNA. RefSeq names its product nucleoporin 37 (gene NUP37). Gene Ontology annotation, cellular component: nuclear pore outer ring. Gene Ontology annotation, molecular function: protein binding. The transcript is spliced from 9 exons. NCBI's taxonomy places the organism in Eukaryota, Metazoa, Chordata, Aves, Pelecaniformes, Ardeidae. The record is from RefSeq and is a predicted model, not a curated record. Bases 61 to 1041 code for a protein of 326 amino acids.